Messenger RNA from Balaenoptera musculus (blue whale), 2097 nucleotides. It is a transcript of the gene TMEM176B, whose product is annotated as transmembrane protein 176B. The transcript is spliced from 8 exons. The coding region runs from base 92 to 751 and encodes 219 amino acids. Gene Ontology annotation, biological process: negative regulation of dendritic cell differentiation. Gene Ontology annotation, cellular component: membrane. The record is from RefSeq and is a predicted model, not a curated record. NCBI's taxonomy places the organism in Eukaryota, Metazoa, Chordata, Mammalia, Artiodactyla, Balaenopteridae.
UUCCCAGAGGACAGCAGGUCUGAACCUCCUUGCCCAUCUGCAGAAUCGUCAAACACCUGUCCUUUAUACUGCACGGAGGCCAGCAGGCAGGAUGACCCAAAACAUGCUGGUUGUGAAUGGAGUCGACGUGGCCUCUACGCUGUCCCAGCCCACUCACAUCGACAUCCACAUCCACCAGGAAUCCGCUUUGGCACAACUGCUGAAAGCUGGGAGUUCCCUGAUGGAGCACCUGUCCCACCGUCCUGCCAAGGCCAGGAUAGGCUACGGACAGCUGGCACUAGGGGUGACCCAGAUAUUGCUGGGGGCUACGAGCUGUGCUCUUGGAGGGCUUCUCUACUUGGGGCCCUGGAUUCAGCUGCGUGCCUCAGGCUGUGCCUUUUGGGCAGGGUUUGUGGCCAUUGCAGCAGGAGUUGGGGCCGUUGUCCAUGAGAAGCACUGGGGAAAACUUUCAGGCUGCAUAUCAAGUCUGCUCACCCUGGCUGGCAUUGGCACGGCCGUGGCCGCUGUUGUCUUCUGUGUGAAUAGUUUAACCUGGCAACCUGAUGUCUUCUAUGACAUCAGCUCCGUGUGUGAUUCCUUAGUCCCUGCCACCCCCACCUUUGGGUACCAACAGACUGGACGAAGCAAUUCCUAUUCAUCGUGGAAGGAGGAGCGCUGCAGAAACUACAUGCAAAUGCUGAUGGAUUUGUUCCUAGGAAUCCGUGGUCUGCUCCUGGCCGUCUGUGUCCUGCAGGUCAUUGAAUUUUCGUGAGAAGAAACAACAGCAAGGCAGAACCAAAGAUGCCGCUAAGAGGAAGCAUCUUUCCUCUCUUCCUUAGCUUAAGAUGCUGUUAGUUUUUGUGCUUCAGUAUUUCUAAACCAUCCUUUUAUGGCUAGAUUAGAUAGAAAUUCUUUUCAUUUUUCAUUCUGGUAAAUAAACGACAACUUGGUAGUUUGCUUAUUUGUUUAUUUUGUUGUUGUUUUUCUAGCAUGAAGCGAUGUCUUACUGUCAGAGUCUGGCAACUUCUUUUCUUCCCCCCUGAAGUCUCUAUGUCUCUGAGGGAAGGGGUCGCCCCUCCAUCUGACUUCUCCCUCUCCCCCAUUUCUUCUUUUCUGGGCUCCACUGCCCUCCCUCUCCUUACACUGUGAAUAACCUUGGAAGUUUCAUAAUCUUUGUUUUUCUUUUCUGUAGGAAAUCAGAUGUCAUCCCCUUCUCCCCUUGCUUUUGUUUACUUGGAAAAACCAACAGUUAUUUGUCUAUUUACACAACUCAGUUUUUGUGACCAGAUUGUAUUUAUGCAACUGACUUCAUGACCCUGGGAUCCAGCAAUUAAUCACAAGCCUAUUUAUAUUUACUGAAGUGUUUAAAACCAUUCAGAGUGUAAACAGGAAAUGGUUCUAUUUCUCUUUUCCAAUCACUGCUUUUAACUGUGUUUUGUCAGCUCCCCAUUUCCCCAUUGGAUAUUGGUCCUUUAACAUCAGGACCAGAUUCCAGAUUCCACAACCUGGUCAUUAAAAUGGUCUCAUGUUUGGUGUUCAAGACCCAGUUCUGUUCAUGUUUAAAACUGCAGUCAUCAGAGCUUGGGUCCCCCUGCCAGCAGAGACCACUGCUUGGACUGGGAGGGUUAGGGUUAAGGUUAGGGAUGUGCUGUCCUAGUGUGUGGCCCCUCCUUCUCCUUCCAGUUUCCUAAAGAGUCCUGAGGGAGGCAGGGGAGGGGAUGGGGGUCCGGGCUUUCUUGGCUCAGCCGAGGGCCAGUGACCAUUUGCUGAUGUGAUGUGGGUAGUGUCUGUUCUUGCUCCAUCGCGGAGACAUCUAGGAAUUUCCCUGCCCACUGCUCCGUUAGCUGCCUGGCUCAAUCAGGAAAACUUCCUGGAAAAGUACAUCCUAAGGAGACAGCUAUGAAAUGCCGGGGAGGGGAGGGCUUUCCUGCAGUAGGAGUAUUCAUUUACUAUUUCUUGCCCCUUCAAGGCCCAGAGUCUCUUCAGAGAUAUUUCAGGGGAUGGGAUAAGGCCCCAUCACCUCAAACUCCACAAAGAAGGCCCUGGAGCCUCAGAUGCAAAGAAUUGCUCACAAGAAAGUUUGUAAUUAAUUUUUAUGGGAAACUAACGGAUGUGUGG